Molecule: messenger RNA, 1196 nt
Organism: Tetranychus urticae (two-spotted spider mite)
Lineage: Eukaryota; Metazoa; Arthropoda; Arachnida; Trombidiformes; Tetranychidae
Product: splicing factor C9orf78
Biological process (GO): mRNA splicing, via spliceosome
Cellular component (GO): spliceosomal complex
Source: RefSeq, a predicted model, not a curated record
GAGGUUGCUAGGCUACUUACCUCAGCUAACAAGAUUGUAAACAAUUAUUGACAUCAUUUUUGACGUUUUUCUUUCUAUUUUAUUGUGUUUAUUAUUUUAAUUCGUGAACCAAAACAAGCAUGGAUUCGACUGAAGAAACAAAACCAGCGAAAAUUAGUUUCAAACGUGUUAAAAAAAGGCCUACAAGAAGUGCUAUAGAGGACAUUGAAAAGACAGCCGAUGAUUCAAAGGAGAGUGAUGAUGAAGAGGCAUGGAGUAAACUGGAAGCAAUUAAGCUUUCCAAAUCUCUUAAUAAAAGGGUAUGCAAAGGAAUAGAUGCUAAAGAACUUCUGGUUGUCAAAAAUAAAGAGCAAUUAGCUCGAGACAAAACUGAAAACAUUGGUGGAUUAUUGGACCUGAAAAAUACCUUUUCAGUGGAGAAGAAUCAGCGAGACGAAGAUGAGGACAUGUUGAAAUUUGUUGAGGAACAAUUAUCCAAAAGAAAAGGUAUCGUCAACCAAGAAGAAUUUAAAGCCGAGAAGAUUGACAUGGAUGAGUUGGUUUUCAAAAAAAUACGUGAAGAAUCCUUACUAAACCAAAAGAAAAAGAACGAAGAAAUGUUAUCGAGCCAAAUGCUCUGUGGUAUACCUGAAAUCGAUUUAGGGGUUGAGGAGAAAAUACGAAACAUUGAAGCAACUGAAGAAGCCAAAAUGAAAUUAAUAGAAAAGAAAAUCAAACAGAGAUCAUCGUCCAGAAACUCUACUCUAGUACCAACCAAUGUAGCUGCCAACUACGUUCAACACAAUCGUUUCAAUGUUGAUAACUCACAUCAUCCUGGACACAACAAUAAAAAGGGUAGAUUUAAUAAUCCACCUGCACCAACUUUGGUCAAGGAACCUGUUGUUGUUAUAGGAGAUGAGCCCAAACAAAAUUACUUCCGAUCAAAUACUGGUCAAGGUAGAUCGAAACUCGGAUUCCCUGGAAAAGAAAAGGCCACUGAUGAUUAUCAUUUUGAAAAGUUCAAGAAACAAUUUAGAAAGUGAAAGCCCAAGCAUGUAUAAAAGAUUUUCCUAAGAGACAGAUGAGGUAUUCAUGUGAUCAAUGAAAUCAUUCAUAUUAAGUUCUUUAUUAACAUUAUCUUUUUAUCCUAAAAAGCUCAUGUACAUAAACUGUACCCAAUUUAUACCAUUGUUUAUAUUAAACAAUUCCAAUGCUUA